Molecule: messenger RNA, 1430 nt
Organism: Beta vulgaris subsp. vulgaris (sugar beet)
Lineage: Eukaryota; Viridiplantae; Streptophyta; Magnoliopsida; Caryophyllales; Amaranthaceae
Product: inorganic pyrophosphatase 2
Exons: 4
Coding region: 106-978 (290 amino acids)
Molecular function (GO): phosphatase activity
Source: RefSeq, a predicted model, not a curated record
UCUCCCUCCAAAUGUGCCACCACUCAACGCAAAAACAAAGAGCUUUUGGUGUUUAGCAAACCCCAAAAAAACAGAGUUUUUUUUCCCUUCUCUCUAUAUUUUGUGAUGGGUUCCCAAGGUCCAAUGGCAAAUAUCAUGGUGGUUUUUGACUUCGAUAAAACCAUUGUUGAUUGUGAUACUGAUAACUGGGUUUUGGAUGAACUUAAUUUCACUGAAAUGUUUGAACAGCUUCUUCCUACCAUGCCUUGGAAUCCUCUCAUGGAUUUGAUGAUGAAGGAGAUGCAUGAGAAGGGAGUUACGACAAAUGACAUAGUUGAAGUGCUAAACAGAACUCCUAUUCAUGCUCGUAUUAUUCCUGCCAUUAAAUCAGCUUAUGAUGCCGGGUGUGAUUUGCGGAUUCUAAGUGACGCAAAUAGGUUCUUUAUCGAAACUAUCCUAGAUCAUCAUGGGAUCAAGGAUUAUUUUACCGAGAUUCACACGAACUCAGGUUUUGUGGAUGAAAAUGGGAGAGUAAGAAUAUUUCCUCAUCAUGAUUUUACAACUACUCCUCAUGGCUGCGAUAACAUUCUCUGCCCUCCUAACAUGUGCAAGGGUUCAGUGAUGAAAAAGCUAUUAGCCCAUGAAGGAGACAACACAUUUAUUUAUUUGGGUGAUGGAAAUGGUGAUCAUUGCCCAAGCACAAAGUUAAGAGAAAGAGAUUAUUGCAUGCCUCGGAUAAAUUACCCACUUUGGGGUGUAAUUACAAGCAAUCCAAAGGUUAUCACUGCUGAAAUACAUGGAUGGACCGAUGGACAAGAGCUCGAACGAGUCUUACUCUCACUCAUUCAUAGCAUCAUAUCUAAUGAUAACAAAAAUAAGCAAGAAAAAAAUGUUGGUGGGUCAUUCCAAAGCUUAACAGGGAUGAAAAAUAAAUUUAAUAAGAACAUGCCAAGGCCUUCACGUGAAUCUCUACCUCCAGCACUCAAGGUGUCUCAGUAGUAACAUUAAUGUUGUUUACUACGACCUCCGUCGAAAUUUAAUUGUCAUAUAUAAGUUUUUAUGGUGUUAUUAUAGUGACAAUUAAUUUUGAGGGUGAGGAUUUUAUAUUUAUUUACGUAUAGUGUGUGAUUGGUACUAGUAGCUACCUUGUUAAAAUUGUAUUUUAGGUUUCUUUUGAUUGUAACAUGUCCACAAUAGGCUACGGAACCAUGGGUAAGGAUGUGGCCCUUGGCGCAAACCCGAAGGUGACUAAUAAGGAAAGUGAUCACGAACCCCUAGCGUUAUUAUUCCUUUGAUAUGGCUUGAUUUUUCAUUUAGUGAGUAUCAAGGAAUAUGUUAUGAUAUAUUGUUGAUCAUCUAGUUGUGCUAGAUUAAUGGCAUUUAGUCAUGAUGUAUGUACUUUAUUAUGUUUUUAAUAAAAGAAAAGGCAUAAAAGCCAUAUGUUUUUAUAA